Molecule: messenger RNA, 345 nt
Organism: Staurois parvus
Lineage: Eukaryota; Metazoa; Chordata; Amphibia; Anura; Ranidae
Source: the annotation of a GenBank genome assembly
UCAUGCUGCUGCCAGGUCCAGAGUCUGUCAUGGGUCCCUGUACGGCCUCCCAUUGCUGCUGUCUCCAUCGCCACACUCUGCCAUGUGCCACUUUCAGGUCUCCUCACACUGCUGGUGUGUUCCAUUUUUUGUCAUAGGGUGCUGGCAGAUUACGGGCCUCCCAUAGCUGCUGCCAGGCCCCUAAUCUGCCAUGGGCCCCUAUAUACCGCCUCCUCAUGCUGCUGCCAAGUCCAGAGUCUCUCAUGGGUCCCUGUACGGCCUCCCAUUGCUGCUGUCUCCAUCGCCACACUCUGCCAUGUGCCACUUUCAGGUCUCACACACUGCUGGUGUGUAGAAUUUUUUGAC